AUGGCACAGAUUCGACCCUACACAAUCGAUAUCCCUCAAGCAAAGCUUGACCGUCUGAAGCGUAACCUAUGUGACUACCAAUGGCCAACAGAGCUGCAAGACGACCCAGCAUGGGAUUACGGCACACCAGAAAAGGACAUCAAACACUUCUACCAGCACUGGAAGGACAAGUUUGACUGGCGAGACCACGAGAAGAAGCUGAAUGAACUCCCCAAUUUCGAGACCACAGUGGAUAUUGAUGGCCACGGCGGUGUGGACGUACAUUUCCUACACUUCAAGAACGAUGCGCCGAAUGCUAUUCCGCUCCUUUUCGUCCACGGAUGGCCCGGAAGUGUGCUUGAGUGCGUGAGGUUGGCGCCGUUGCUGAAGGGAGGCGACGGCAAACCUGCUUUUGAAGUUGUUGCACCUUCGCUACCAAAUUAUACAUUCUCAGGUCCAGCUCUGAAGCGAGGUUUCGGUAUCCCGAAAUAUGCUGAGGCCUGUCACAAGGUGAUGCUGGCAUUAGGAUUCAACCAAUAUGUUGUUCAGGGUGGCGAUUGGGGUUUCCUGAUCUGUAGGACUUUAUCAGCUAAAUAUCCGCAACAUGUCAAGGGCAUUCACACUAAUUGGGCGUGGGCAUCUGAGCCGAAGUGGACAGAUGAGAAUCCGAAGCCUGCAAGCUAUUCUGAACGAGAGCUGAAUCAGAUGAAGCAGGGAGAACGAUGGAAUCCGUUUGGUACAGGCGAGGGUAGAGGUUACAUCGCCAUUCAAUCGACGAGACCAGCAACCAUCAACUAUAUGAUAUCGGAUUCGCCUGUCGGUCUGCUAGCGUGGAUAUGGGACAAGCUCGUGGACUGGUCUGAUCGGUACCCGUGGACCGAAGAUGAGGUUUGCCUCUGGGUGAGCCUUUACGUUUUCUCGAGAGCCGGUCCAGAUGCAGCGAGCUACAUCUACUACGAAGCGACCCACGACCUAGAGACCCUCCAGCUCGUGCAAAGCUACAUCGAUUGUCCGCUGGGCUUAGCAGAUUUCCCAGUCGAGCUCUGCAAUAACCCCAAAUCGUGGCGUCAUACGAUGGGACCGAUUGUGUAUCAGGAAGAAUUUGAUCGUGGCGGGCAUUUCAGUGGUUAUGAACGUCCUGAUGCAGUUGCCAAAGGUCUCUCUGAGAUGUUUGGGAAAGAUGGCAAGGCACAUGGCGUAGUCAGUGGACGGAGUGGCUAUUGA
Messenger RNA from Lithohypha guttulata, 1203 nucleotides. RefSeq lists its product as uncharacterized. Bases 1 to 1203 code for a protein of 400 amino acids. Gene Ontology annotation, molecular function: epoxide hydrolase activity. Lineage: Eukaryota; Fungi; Ascomycota; Eurotiomycetes; Chaetothyriales; Trichomeriaceae. Gene Ontology annotation, biological process: epoxide metabolic process. The transcript has 3 exons. The record is from RefSeq and is a predicted model, not a curated record.